AUAAAUACAAGGGCCAGCAGGCUGCAGGGGUGUCGCAGACGAAGGCCGGAUCUCCUCCUUCCCUCUCUCUUCUCUCAGCUCUCCUCUCAAACUCAAAGAGUCAGGAUGCCUCACUCAUACCCUUUCCUCACUCCUGAGCAGAAGAAGGAGCUCAGUGAUAUUGCUCAGAGGAUUGUUGCUACCGGCAAGGGAAUCCUCGCCGCAGACGAGUCCACCGGCAGUGUGGCCAAGCGCUUCCAGAGCAUCAAUGCUGAGAACACUGAGGAGAACAGGAGGCUGUACCGCCAGCUCCUCUUCACCGCUGACGACCGCGUCAACCCUUGCAUCGGUGGCGUCAUCCUCUUCCACGAGACCAUGUACCAGAAGACCGACGAUGGCAAGCCCUUCCCACAGUACCUCAAAGAAAGAGGCAUGGUGGUGGGCAUCAAGGUCGACAAAGGUGUUGUCCCCCUGGCCGGAACCAACGGCGAGACAACCACCCAGGGUCUUGAUGGACUGUAUGAGCGCUGCGCCCAGUACAAGAAGGAUGGCGCUGACUUCGCCAAGUGGCGUUGCGUCCUGAAGAUCACCCCAACCACCCCCUCUAAGCUGGCCAUCCUGGAGAAUGCCAAUGUCCUGGCUCGCUACGCCAGCAUCUGCCAGAUGCACGGCAUCGUCCCCAUCGUGGAGCCUGAGAUUCUCCCCGAUGGUGACCACGACCUGAAGCGCUGUCAGUACAUCACUGAGAAGGUCCUGGCUGCCGUCUACAAGGCCCUGUCCGACCACCACGUCUACCUGGAGGGCACCCUGCUCAAGCCCAACAUGGUUACCGCCGGACACUCCUGCUCGCACAAGUACAGCAACCAGGAGAUCGCCAUGGCAACUGUUACCGCCCUGCGCCGCACCGUGCCCCCUGCAGUCCCUGGCAUUACCUUCCUGUCUGGUGGACAGAGCGAGGAGGAGGCCUCCAUCAACCUGAACGCCAUGAACCAGUGCCCUCUGCACAGGCCCUGGGCCCUGACCUUCUCAUACGGCCGUGCCCUGCAGGCCUCUGCCCUCAAAGCCUGGGGUGGCAAGAAGGAGAAUGGAAAGGCAUGCCAAGAUGAGUUCAUCAAGAGAGCUUUGGCUAACAGCCAGGCCUGCCAGGGCAAAUAUGUUUCCUCUGGAAGCAGCUCUGCUGGUGGAGAGUCUCUGUUUGUGGCUAAUCAUGCUUAUUAAGCGUGGACACCCUUUCCACCUGCUUCCCUCCAUCAUUACAUCACCAUGGAAAAGGGCGUGUCCUGUAUUGCACUGCCUAUGAAAUUCUCUCUUACCCACAGCAAGAGUAUCAACAGCACUGUCACGACGUCUUGGUUGAAAGCAAAAGAGAAAGAAGGAUAAAACUUUCCUUUGGGUUGUUGCUGCAGCUAGGAGAUUCUGGAAGUUUUCUGCCUCCAUUCCCUUACCUUUUAUUUUUAAACACCUUUUUUUCAGGUGACGAUUCCCUCACUGUUUUUACACAACUUGUACUAUUUUCCUUGGUUUGAUCCCACCAACUCCAGUAUAUGAUUUAUGCUGGCACCACGGAAUAAAGUAUUUACCCUAACA
Stegastes partitus (bicolor damselfish) is the source of this 1566-nucleotide messenger RNA. Its product is annotated as fructose-bisphosphate aldolase A. The transcript has 7 exons. The record is from RefSeq and is a predicted model, not a curated record. Gene Ontology annotation, biological process: glycolytic process. Lineage: Eukaryota; Metazoa; Chordata; Actinopteri; Pomacentridae. The coding region runs from base 106 to 1197 and encodes 363 amino acids. Gene Ontology annotation, molecular function: fructose-bisphosphate aldolase activity.